This is a messenger RNA of Cotesia congregata, 894 nucleotides long. NCBI's taxonomy places the organism in Eukaryota, Metazoa, Arthropoda, Insecta, Hymenoptera, Braconidae. The record is from the annotation of a GenBank genome assembly.
AUGAGGCUCCAUUUCUUCAUAUUCAUCUGCGUUGUAAAUUCAGUCUUCGCGCAAUUGCCAAAUGAAGACGACAAACAUGGAAUUGGAAAUGUUCAACACGAAGAAACACCCUGUGGUAUCGAAGCUUUAAUCUACGGCGGGGUUGGGUAUACAAACACCCGUCCAGGUCCAUUGUUUGAUGACGAGUAUCUUCCGACAUGUAGCUGCUACCAAAAUUUAUUCGAAUCUCAGAGGAAUUAUAUCUACGAGGACUUGAAACUCUACAAAGCCUCCAGUGGAUCGGGUGGAUACGGAGAGUUCCAAGGAUUCGGCGGUGGCGAUAUUACGCUACCAGGAGUGAAUUGCAUCGAUAAUGACAGAAAACCGAUCACUGGACCUGAACGUUCUGGAAUAACUUAUCAGGUAAACUUGAACAGAACUGUAAUGACUGUGAAGGAAAAUGAGUAUUUCACGGCUGGACCUGAAGGAAACAAUAAAAAUGGAUAUAAUUAUAUUGAAUUUUCUAAAACAGUAGACGAGGAUAGCACCUUCAAGUUGGGUAAAGUAUCUCUGAAAAAUGGAAAGAAAUUAAUUUUCGAUUCUUCAGAUCAUGUUGACCAGGAUAGCAUGAAAGAUAUUUGUGAAAAACACACACCAAGGUCCAUAGAAGAUAAUCUGAUGAAAAUAUUGAGAGCUGGUAUUUUUAAUGACUCUGAGUGUCCAAUAAUGGAGGGAUCAAAUUUCACUGCGCCGAAUAGUAUAGACCCAUUUUUAAUGACAUUCAAUCAAAAAAUGAAUUGUGGGUAUUACUUACUUAAUUAUCAAAUAGACACACCAGAUACUGAUGACGCGUUGGCUCUUUAUUACAUAUUUGAAAUAAAAGAGGACGAGGAUUGUCUUAAAGAAGAAAAAUGA